This is a messenger RNA of Arachis stenosperma, 2958 nucleotides long. RefSeq names its product receptor like protein 27-like. NCBI's taxonomy places the organism in Eukaryota, Viridiplantae, Streptophyta, Magnoliopsida, Fabales, Fabaceae. The transcript has 2 exons. The coding region runs from base 1 to 2853 and encodes 950 amino acids. The record is from RefSeq and is a predicted model, not a curated record. Gene Ontology annotation, molecular function: protein binding.
AUGGGUUAUUCCAUGUUGUUGGUUCUUAGAGUGAUGUUGUGUUUGCACAUGUUUAUGAUGUUCCAUUUUGCAUGUUUGUCUUCACAUUCAUGCCAUCUCGAUGAGAGUUCUGCUUUGCUUCACUUCAAGACCGAACUCAAUAAUUUUGAUGAACACUUCUCAUGUGAUCAGUAUGCUGAAUGUCUCUGCCUCCAUGCUGAUCCAAAGACGAGGGCAUGGCAAAAUGGGACAGAUUGUUGCUCAUGGAUGGGUGUCACGUGUCAUUCUGUGUCUGGUCACGUGAUUGGCCUUGAUCUCAGUUGCAGAAGACUUGUAGGUAAUAUUGAUCCUAACAGCACUCUUUUCAAGCUUACUCAUCUCCAUACACUCAACCUUGCUUACAAUCAUUUCUAUGAUUCUCAAUUGUCAUCUCAGUUUGGUCAACUUGUGAGUCUCACACACUUGAAUUUGUCACAUUGUUGGUUUGAAGGUGAUAUUCCUUCUCAAAUCUCACAUCUUUCUAAAUUACAAUCACUUGAUCUCUCUUGGAAUUAUGCUUUAUCUUUGAAAGAAACCACUUGGAAGAGGUUGCUGCAAAACACAACAUCUUUGAGAGAGGUUGUAUUGGAUGAUACAGACAUGUCUUCAAUUGGUCCAACACCAAGUCCUUUGUCUUUGAUUGCCAACUUGUCUUCCACUUUGGUUACUCUUAAUCUUUCAGGGGAAGAACUCAGUGGUUUAAUCCCGUCAUCACUUUCAAACCUUCAUCAUCUUGUUUACUUGGAUCUUUCAGGGAGUAAACUCAGUGGUUUAAUCCCAUCAUCAUUUUCUAACCUUCAUCAUCUUGUUUACUUGGAUCUUUCAUACAAUAAUCUUAGUGGACAAAUUCCAAAUAUGUUUGAUAGGCUAACCAACUUGCAAACUUUGUUUCUGCGGGGGAACAAUUUUGAAGGAAAGUUGCCAUUCUCAUUAUUUACCUUAAGUCAACUCUCUGUGUUCGACUGUUCUGAAAAUAAAAUUGAGGGGUCACUACCUGAUACAGUAGCCUUUUCAAAUCUCACCCACUUAAUCCUACAUGACAACUUGUUAAAUGGGACAAUUCCUUGGUGGGCUUUAUCACUCAAGUCUUUGAGAUCUUUGGAUCUAUCAAAUAAUCGAUUCACAGGGUAUAUAAAUGAAGUUAAAUCAUAUUCCUUGGAGUAUCUAGACUUGUGCAACAAUGAGUUCCAAGGAAACUUUCCAGAAUCAAUUUUUGAUCUUGUAAACCUUUCAAAUUUGUGCUUAUCACCACACAACUGGAGUGAUACUGUCCACUUUUCACCCUUCUCUAAACUCCAAAAGUUGAGCCAUCUUUCCCUUUCUGGCUGCAAUUCAUUAGUGCUAGGUUCUGAAACAAGUGUUAAUUACACUUUCUCCAAUUUGCAGGCACUACAGUUGCGUUCAAACAAUAUUAUUGGUUAUUCAACAUUCUCUGGAAACUUUUCAGAAUUAGAGUUUCUUGAAUUAUCCAAUAGUAAACUUGAAGGAAAAGUUCCUCAAUGGAUACAUGGUAUAGAUUCAUUACAUCAUUUGAUUCUAUCAAAUAACUUGUUGUCAUCAAUGGGUCAAUUCUCAUGGUAUGAACUUGAAGACCUUGAUCUUAGUUUCAACUUGAUGGAUGACGACAUUUCUUCCUUCUUUUGCAAUGCAACAUUUCUGAGUGAUAUCAACUUGUCCUACAACCAAUUCAUAGGAACAUUUCCACAGUGCCUUGCCAAUAGUUCAACCCUUGAGCAUUUGGAUCUACAAAAGAACAAACUUCAUGGCAAUUUUCCAGAUACUUUAAAUGGUCUUCAGCUGGGGACACUGAUUCUCAAUUGCAACCAGCUCAAAGGUUUAUUGCCAAAAUCUUUGUCCAAUUCCAUGGAUCUUCAGGAAUUAAAUCUUGGUAAUAAUGAAUUUGAAGAUACAUUUCCCUAUUGGCUUCAGAAUAUAUCAGGUUUGGAGAUACUAGUCUUGCAAGGCAAUAAGUUGUAUGGUACCAUUGCAAAUUUGAAGUCUGAAAAUAUGUUUCAAAGUUUGAUUGUUUUUGACAUAUCAUGCAAUAACUUUAGUGGCUCAUUACCAAAAGCAUACAUACAAAAUUUUCAAGCCAUGAAGAUUGUGGAUAAUGAAGUGCUUAGUUCGCAUUAUUACAUUCACACUGGUUGGCUUGAGGGAGGCGGAAUUAUUGAAGUAGAAAAAGAUCAUUCUAUGACUUCAAUAAUUAAAGGAGUUAGUACAACUUUUUCAAAAAUUCCCAGAGACUUUGUAAAUAUAGAUUUGUCAGGAAACAAAUUUGAAGGAGAGAUUCCAGAUGUUAUUGGAGAGCUUCAUAUACUCAAAAAUCUCAAUCUUUCACAUAAUAGACUUGUUGGUCAUAUUCCCCACUAUUUGGGAAAUUUGACGAAUCUGGAAUCAUUGGAUCUCUCCUCAAAUAUGCUUACUGGGAAUAUUCCUACUGAAUUGACAAAUCUGAACUUUCUUGAAGUCUUGAAUCUUUCCCAAAAUCAAUUGGUGGGACCAAUACCCAGAGGAAAACAGUUUGAUACAUUUUCAAACGAUUCCUAUGAGGGAAACAUGGGGCUAUGUGGAUUGCCAUUGUCAAUUCAAUGCAACAACAAUGUCCCUUUGCCACAAUAUCCAUCUUCUGAGGCUGAGGACAAAUUUGGGUUUGAUUGGAAACCAGUGGCAAUAGGAUAUGCAUUUGGAAUGGUGCUUGGAAUUGGGUUGGGAUUUUGUGUUUUCUCAAUUGGAAAGCCUCAAUGGCUUGUGGUCAUCUUUGGAGGCAAAAGAAGGAGGCGUGGAAAUCGGCGUGCAAGAAUCACUCUGUUUCAGCUUAUGGUUGUAAUGUAAAUGUGCAAUAAUAAUUUUGUGUCAUGUGGUGUUGUGUCUUUUUAUAUGUUGUUUGAGGCUGUAAUCUGGUUAUUUCUGUUGUUUACAUUAUGUGUUGUAUGCAAG